AUGGCUACCCAAGCUAGGAACUCCAUGGGUCGUUAUCUUGAUCCACAUGUGGUUGGAACUGUUUUUACUCAACAAUAUUACAGUAUUCUUAUUACGUCACCAGAGGAUUCCCAUAAGUUCUAUCAUGAUGAAAGUAUUCUUGGUCGACCAGGUCUUGAUGGUGGAAUGACAUCUAUAACCACUACACGUGGUAUCAAGGAAUACUUUUUAUCUACAGAACUCAAGGGAUGUUCGGCAGAGUUAGAGAAUAUGGAUGCUCAGCUAUCGCAUGGGGAUGGUGUGUUUGUUGUGUUGACUGGAUCUUUUACUACGCCUAAUACGGCGAAGCGUAGAUUUACUCAGUCAUUUUUCCUGGCUCCACAAGAAAGCGGAGGCUAUUUUGUUUUGAAUGACGUGCUUAGAUAUAUUCGAGCUGAGCCAGAAAUACCUUCUGUCAAGGAGAGAAUGGGCGCUCAACAAAGGUUUCACCAGGGUGACAAUAAGAAUAAUACCGUACAAAUUGGCAGUGGCGACAAGGCGCCUGGUGAAAUGGGAGACGAGCAAUUAUGUGUCAUAUGCUUAAAGAACAGAAGGAAUGCAGCCUUUGUUCCUUGUGGUCAUCUCGUCUGCUGCUGCAACUGCGCAAAAAGAGUUGAACUCAAGGAUGGACCAUCGUGCCCUAUGUGUAGGCAAGACAUCCAAUACGUGCUUAGGGUCUAUGAGUCUUGA
Molecule: messenger RNA, 708 nt
Organism: Lolium rigidum
Lineage: Eukaryota; Viridiplantae; Streptophyta; Magnoliopsida; Poales; Poaceae
Product: nuclear transport factor 2-like
Exons: 4
Coding region: 1-708 (235 amino acids)
Cellular component (GO): cytosol; ribonucleoprotein complex
Molecular function (GO): mRNA binding
Source: RefSeq, a predicted model, not a curated record